GUCGAUCAUCUUAGCUUUCGUAGCAGAUCAGGGCUGGCCGGCUUGCUUCAAGGCUUGCUGGUUGAUUGGCUCCUCGAUCUACUGCUGCAUCGUACCGCCGCUGCCCCUGCACUGAGAGAGUUAGUGACAUGGAUUUAAAAACCAUCCAUGUAGCAGCAUGUCUCACCAUAGCACUUCUGUUUCUGAUCACCACUAAAAUGAUGAUCCUACAAAGAAAAGAUCUAAACAAAAGAGUGCCAGCACUUCCACCUGUUGUGAGUUUCGUUUCACUAAUUGCUUCUCUGCCUACACUCCUAACAAGGGGUCUCCCUGCCGUGAUCCAUGGCCUGCACGCAAAGCUCGGAACCGUAUUCACGAUAAGCCUGUUUGGGGUGAAGAAGGUGACCUUUCUGGUUGGGCCAGAGGCCACAGCUCACUUCUUCGAAGGCUCAGAGUCAGAGAUCAGACAGUCGAAUAUCUACGAAUUCAGUGUGCCCGUUGUUGGCCGAGGAGUUCUGUAUGAUGUGGACUUGACUACCAGGAGCAGGCAGCUCAGCUUCUGCACCAACGCGAUAAAGCCGAUGAACGUGAGAAGCCAUGUUGAUGCUAUGGUUCAAGAGGUUGAGGGUUACUUUGCACAAUGGGGGCAACAUGGCGUUGUUGAUCUAAAGCAUGAGAUUUGGCACUUGAUCCUUGUCAUCGCAAAUCGGUGCUUGCUCGGAAAGCAUAUACGGGAAAACAUGUUCGACCAAGUAGCCACACUCCUCAACGAACUCUUCGACAACACCUCCUACCUAAUCAGCUUCUUCUUCCCUUACCUCCCUAUCCCGCCGCACCACCGGCGCGACAAGGCUCGCUCUAAACUUGGGGAGAUUAUCCAUGACGUGGUGAGAUCACGCAGGACCUCAUCAGGUCUAGCUGACAACAACGACAACGACGACAUGCUGCAGAGACUCGUAGACUCUAACUGCAUCAACGGCCGGCCCUUGACCGAGAGUGAGAUCGCCGGACUAGUAGUCGGCAUGGUGUUUGCAGGGCAGCACACGACCUCCAGCGCCGGCGUCUGGACAGGAGCUUGCCUGCUCAAUGACGAUGGUGGAAGAGACCACCUGGCCGCCGCCGUGGAAGAGCAGAGGGAGAUCGUCGGCCGGCAUGGGCAUCGCCUGGACUACGACAUCUUGCAGGAGAUGGUCACCUUGCAUAGCUGCGUCAAGGAGGCGUUGAGGCUACACCCUCCAGCAAUGAUGCUGUUCCGUCACGCGAGCAAGGGAUUCAGUGUGCGGUCAAGAGAAGGCAACGUAUAUGAAAUCCCUAAAGGACAUACCUUGGUAACAUGUAUGGCCGUCGCCAACAGCCUGCCAUACAUCUAUAAGGACCCGCAUGUGUAUGAUCCGAGUAGGUUUGGUCCGGGGAGAGAGGAGGACAAAGUUGAAGGUGGCAAGUUCUCCUACAUGUCGUUCGGUGCCGGUAGGCAUGCUUGCCUUGGGAAGGACUAUGCUUACAUGCAGAUCAAGGUGAUAUGGAGCCAUUUGCUGAGAAACUUUGACCUCGAAUUGGUCUCCCCUUUUCCGGAGGAAGCAUGGGAGAAGCUCAUUCCAGAGCCUAAAGGUAAAGUGUUGGUAAGUUAUAGGAGAAGGGUGUGUUCUGCUUGAAAGAAUUUGCUAGGUUCUGUUCUUUUGCGUGUGGAGGACUGUCGGGUGCUAUAUAUAUGAAUUUCAAAUAUAAUUAAUAAGAGAGAGUGUGUACUGGGAAUUCAUUCUUAUCGGUACAACAGUGGAGGAGUGAAGGCAUAUGCUUCCAUGGCUCCACCACCAUACUAAUAAGAACUGAUUCAAUUCCCACAUAAAAAGUGUACCGGUGAAUGUAAUGUGCAGCGUCCCCGAUGUAGUGCAACAUAUAUUAAUUACUUCUCAAUCCGCAUGGAGCGCUGCCGUUGCCGGCCACCAUCUCCUCCUCGAACUCAUGGUACUUGACAAAGUAGUCCGAGGCCACAAAGCCCUCCAUGCGGAUACGCUUGAUGAUCAAGCUUGUGAGGUUACGCACACCC
This is a messenger RNA of Sorghum bicolor (sorghum), 2026 nucleotides long. Its product is annotated as obtusifoliol 14-alpha demethylase. Gene Ontology annotation, biological process: sterol biosynthetic process. Bases 129 to 1631 code for a protein of 500 amino acids. Gene Ontology annotation, cellular component: endoplasmic reticulum. Gene Ontology annotation, molecular function: iron ion binding; heme binding; oxidoreductase activity, acting on paired donors, with incorporation or reduction of molecular oxygen. Lineage: Eukaryota; Viridiplantae; Streptophyta; Magnoliopsida; Poales; Poaceae. The transcript has 3 exons. The record is from RefSeq and is a predicted model, not a curated record.